This is a messenger RNA of Racocetra fulgida, 253 nucleotides long. NCBI's taxonomy places the organism in Eukaryota, Fungi, Glomeromycota, Glomeromycetes, Diversisporales, Gigasporaceae. The record is from the annotation of a GenBank genome assembly.
CUGAAAACGAAUAUACUGAAGAACUUCUACCAAAGAAACGAGUUAAUACAGUGAAUGAUGAAAAUUCUAUAUCAAAGGUGGAGAGUCGUCACUGUAGUAAUUGUUAUGGAACUGAACACUAUGCCAAUACAUGUAAAUUUCCUACAGUGAAUGGUGAAAAUUCUACAUCAAAGGUGGAGGGUCAUCACUGUGGUAAUUGUUUUGGAACUGGACACUAUGCCAAUACAUGUAAAUUUCCUAAAGAUCAUUUUAG